Aureobasidium pullulans EXF-150 is the source of this 1492-nucleotide messenger RNA. Its product is annotated as ATPase, V0 complex, subunit D. Gene Ontology annotation, biological process: vacuolar acidification; proton transmembrane transport; vacuolar transport. Gene Ontology annotation, cellular component: proton-transporting V-type ATPase, V0 domain; vacuolar proton-transporting V-type ATPase complex; fungal-type vacuole membrane. Lineage: Eukaryota; Fungi; Ascomycota; Dothideomycetes; Dothideales; Saccotheciaceae. The transcript is spliced from 3 exons. The record is from RefSeq and is a predicted model, not a curated record. Gene Ontology annotation, molecular function: proton-transporting ATPase activity, rotational mechanism. Bases 1 to 1095 code for a protein of 364 amino acids.
AUGUCGGAGGGCCUUUUCUUCAACGUCGCCACUGGCUACAUCGAGGGUGUUGUGCGUGGCUAUCGUAACACGCUUUUGACAGGUCAACAAUACAGCAACCUGGCACAAUGCGAGACGAUCGAUGAUGUGAAGCUUCAGCUGGGCCCAGCGUAUGGCGACUUCCUUGCCGACCUCCCUCCGAACCCCUCAACGAGCGCUCUUGCAGACAAGACACUGGACAAGCUCGUCUCCGAAUUCCGCUACCUCCAAGCCAACGCAACGGGAUCGCUGUCCAAGUUCAUGGACUUCUUGACCUAUGGAUACAUGAUUGAUAACGUCGCCCUUCUUAUCACCGGAACUCUGCACGAGAGAGAUACCCGUGAACUGCUCGAGCGAUGCCACCCCUUGGGCUGGUUCGAGACAAUGCCCGCUCUCUGCGUCGCCACAAACAUCGAAGAGUUGUACAACAGUGUGCUCAUUGAGACUCCCCUCGCUCCCUAUUUCAAGGGUUCCUUGAGCCAUCAAGACCUCGACGAGCUCAAUAUUGAGAUUAUCCGCAACACUCUUUACAAGAACUACCUUGAGGACUUCCACAACUGGGUCAACUCCCACUCGGGUGUUGCUGGCAGUCCAACCGCCGAAGUCAUGACAGAGAUUCUCGAAUUCGAAGCCGAUCGUCGAAGCAUCAACAUCACACUCAACUCGUUCGGCACCGAUCUCUCCAAGGCCGACAGACAAAAGCUAUACCCCAGCUUUGGAAAGUUGCAUCCCGAAGGAACUUUGAUGUUGUCAAGAGCAGAUGAUCCCGAGGCUGUCAGAAUAGCUGUUGACGGUGUACACGAUUACCGCACUUUCUUCGAUCAAACUGGCAUGGGCUCAGGCUCGAACGUUGGCAACAUGGCCGGUGGUUCCGAUGAGGGUAAGAGCUUGGAAGACUUGUUCUACCAAAAGGAAAUGGAGUUGUCCAAACUUGCUUUCACCCGCCAAUUCACCUUCUCUAUCGUCUAUGCAUGGGUCAAGCUGAGAGAACAGGAAAUCCGCAACAUCACUUGGAUAGCAGAGUGCAUUGCUCAGAACCAGAAAGACAGGAUCGGCAAUUACAUUAGCGUCUUCUAAGCCUUUUGUACAAGCUCUUUCUAGUUCCCCUUUCUUUCUCGGCGUUCAUACCCAUAUGUUAGCGUAAGAUUUUGUUCAUAUUGAUUGUUUCAUGGUUUGGUGGGCUCCCUAUUAGACUUCGCUCUGUUUCAAGUACAAAAUUCAUGCGAGAUUCAGACAUCAUUCCAGACAUGAAUUCAUUGUUGAUUGUUGUAGUCUGGCAGAAAAUAUGGUAGGUACCCGACAUGACUUAGGCUUCUCCAAGCGUCAGAGCAGCUGUUGAUCCCAAGUUGAUGUUAAAGGAGGCCUGCUUUGACGCAGUCCGAAAAGGAUGGUUCCUUCCACUUCUCUCGAUGCCCAAUGAUCUCUAGCCGAGACUUAGUCUGCCUUCAUUGCUGUCUUACCUCAGACUUCAGGU